UGAAAAAGGUGCAUUUUCCUCCACUAACCCACUUAGGUAAAUGCAGAUGACCACUAGUAGAUAUUAUACAUUUCCAUCCCAAUACCAGCAUCUUUUUAGAGACAAAGGGGACAUAUUCACAUAGUGCUAUCUAUACCGGUGAGUGGAACAAUUGUUAAAUCCAGAUAUUAAGAUGAGCACAGACGGGGUGGAACACUCAGAGGCUCACCAUGAACAAGCAGACAAUGAACAAAAUGGAAUUGACUUCACCAGACAAAUCAAGACAGAGGUCCUCAAUGACUCUCCUCAUUCUGUCUUAUCACACAAGACAUGUCACCUGACACAAGGAGCCCCAAUAUCUGGUGGCCAGCUAUCAGGGGAGCUCUCCUCCCUACACACCAUGCAGCAGUUGGUGCUUAUGCCAGGCUCUCACCACCUCUCACCUCCAUCCUCCUUCCUCCUCUCACAGACACAACACACGGGGCACCAAGCACUUCUGCAGCAGAACCUCCUCAGCUUUCCCACCCAGAGCCAGUCAGGCCUCCUCCAACACCAGCCUGGGUUAGCAUUGACACCUCAGGCCAUGAGUCGGUCGGGCCUGACGUCGUCGUCCAUGGAAAGCCACCUGGACAUGUCCCACCUGCAGGUCCCCAAACACAUGGGGCCCCCCCAGCAGGACGAGGCCAGUGACCUGGAGGAGCUGGAACAGUUUGCCAAGGCCUUCAAACAGAGACGCAUCAAACUGGGCUUUACCCAGGGUGAUGUAGGCCUGGCUAUGGGGAAGCUGUAUGGGAAUGACUUCAGCCAGACCACCAUCUCCCGCUUCGAGGCCCUCAACCUAAGCUUCAAGAACAUGUGCAAGCUGAAGCCUCUACUUGAGAAGUGGCUGAGUGACGCAGAGAAUUGCCCCUCUGACUCUAUGAGCAAUGCUGUCUCUCUACCCCCCCUGAUGGAAGGCUAUGGAAGGAAAAGAAAAAAGAGGACAAGCAUCGAAACCAACAUAAAGCUCACCCUGGAGAAACGCUUCCUUGACAACCCCAAGCCUAACUCGGAGGAGAUCAUGCUGAUCUCAGAGCAGCUGUCUAUGGAGAAGGAGGUGGUGCGGGUGUGGUUCUGUAACCGCAGACAGAAGCAGAAGAGGAUCUACUGCCCCGUGUCCACCUCACCAAUGAAAUCACACAACUUCAACUCCAGAAUGGCAUCCACGUCCAGAUCAUACAGCCCUCCUGCUUCAGGAGUGUCAUCGAGUUCCUCUCCCAAUAGUCCUAGUCGUGGGCCUUCGCCUGGAACACUCCGGUCUGGCUCCGCUGCUCUGACCUCUCAGGUCAACCAGUCCUUCAGCUCACCAGGGUCGUGGUAUCGCACAUGGAACCCUACGUCCUAUCACCACUGAGAAAGCCUGCCUGUUGUGGAAGAGAACUAAAACUAUGAUGUCAAUGAAUGGAAACAGAAAUAGAUACAAACCAGCAGACACACGUGAAGACCUUUUAAAAUUCUAUUGAGAAACUCUAUGCAUUUGGAAUCAAAUGUGAAAUGUCAUAAUCAAUAUUUAUUGCAUCAGUUUAGGGCACCUCUGAGGUCAUAUGCAGCACAAACUGAAUUUGAGCCUACAUUAUCUAUAAGAGUAAAACUAUUGGAAGCAAAAAAUAAUAAUAGAAACAUCAGAGUCAGGGACGGAUUCUGUUAAACCUGCCGUUAGAAUAUGUUGACGCAGCAACUGUUAAACUACUGCCCACGCACAAGUGGCUUACUCAGAAAAAAACUGGAUCAAUAUGACCUAAACAGGGUCUACCUGGUAUUUUACAGUAAAAUCCAAAUCAUUGCUAAUUUAAUUUGACCACCAGAAAAUAAGAUACAGUAUGUCUGUAUGCCACUAUGUAGCCUAUGCAGCUGUAUGAGUUGGAUUGAAUUUAACUGCCGAUGUAUGUUUACAGUGCGGUUAAUUUGGCCAUUUACUUUGAUAUUCAUCAGGAGUUCAGGUGUGAGAAUAAAUGUGCGAAGGUGUAUAUAUUAAAAUGCCAGACAGCAAUCUAAAUAAUGA
Salvelinus sp. IW2-2015 is the source of this 2020-nucleotide messenger RNA. Its product is annotated as POU domain, class 2, transcription factor 3-like. The record is from RefSeq and is a predicted model, not a curated record. Gene Ontology annotation, molecular function: RNA polymerase II cis-regulatory region sequence-specific DNA binding; DNA-binding transcription factor activity, RNA polymerase II-specific. The transcript has 13 exons. Bases 173 to 1372 code for a protein of 399 amino acids. Gene Ontology annotation, cellular component: nucleus. Gene Ontology annotation, biological process: regulation of transcription by RNA polymerase II. NCBI's taxonomy places the organism in Eukaryota, Metazoa, Chordata, Actinopteri, Salmoniformes, Salmonidae.